Molecule: messenger RNA, 3166 nt
Organism: Papilio polytes (common Mormon)
Lineage: Eukaryota; Metazoa; Arthropoda; Insecta; Lepidoptera; Papilionidae
Product: probable G-protein coupled receptor 158
Exons: 11
Coding region: 23-3166 (1047 amino acids)
Biological process (GO): G protein-coupled receptor signaling pathway
Cellular component (GO): membrane
Molecular function (GO): G protein-coupled receptor activity
Source: RefSeq, a predicted model, not a curated record
CAACGAAACACAAAAACUGACUAUGGAAGAUAUUUUAAGUGUGGACAAUGCUAAAGAUAGUUUAUUUAAUGAUACUUUAAAUGAUUCUGACAAUAUGACUAUAGUGCGUCCAACUGUGCACGAAGAUGUAGUGACUAAAUUUUUAAGAUUGAUAGAAACGCAACAUUUGUUAGGUGAAAAUUGUACAGCGGGUACACAUUUAAAUUUAGGGGAAGGAGUGGUAGAUAGAUAUGCUCAAGAAAGGUUUAGGAUAGAAGCGGAGGUAGCCGUUAAUAGAGCUAAUAUGUUGACAAGGUUAUGGAAAUAUGCGGGGCCGUCUGUAAUGCAUAAUGAAUAUUUGUUGCACGCGAGUGUAUUUUCUAUGGUGGAGUUCGAUGAUGACGUAUUCGCGGCCGGUAAUUGUUACGACCAAUAUCAAUACAAGGACUACCAAUUAUUUUGUCCGUUCGCAUACAGACUGCCCGAAGGACCAAUUCUAGCAAAGGAUCUGGCUGUUGAAUACAAAUAUUUAAGUAACACAUCAGAAUGGUUUUACAUCGCCCGCAAGAAUGCUGAACGAGUUAUUCGUAAUCAUAAUCAAUUUAAAAGGGGUUACAACACGUAUACGUAUAACGAUACAGCACAUACUGAGAGAGAGUUCGACGAGAUACUAUCAGUGACGUACGAGGACGGCAAGUGGUCCAAGCCGUACUACGACUGCGGCGGCGGUAACAUCUGGAUGUUGACGUACACCGUACCUUUCUUCGGUUACAACAAUGGCACUUAUUUCUUCAAAGGUACGAGUGGUAUCGACAUAGACUUACGACGCGUCGACAUCGACCAAUGCCCGCUCAAGCCCGGCUCCACGCAACUCAAUAUAUUUGCAGGAACCGAUAAAUGCAAGAAGAAAACCACUGAGUGCGUGCCUGUACCCGGGCUGGGGUUCAGGCGGGGCUCGUACCGCUGCCUCUGUCGCAGAGGAUUCUACUUCCCCAACACCACCGCAGAAAAUCGCUACUACAAUGGAAGCGAUAUUGAAGAGGAGUAUGAGAAACAUCUUUUGCAUCAGCUUUCUCUGUACUCGAUGAUCUCCGCGUUCGAGUGCCUGCCAUGUGCGGAGGGGUGCGAGGCGUGUGUAGAUGGGUCGCCGUGCGUCGCCGCCCUCAACUGGGUCGUCAGAAGCUCCAUCUUAGCGUUGGCCUGCUUCGUCAUAUCCUGUUUGCCGUUUAUCGUUUACUUCACUAUUAAGUACGGACACGUCAGGGUUGUCCGAGCGGCCAGUCCAGCGCUUCUCAGAGUGAUAGUACUGGGUGCAGCUCUGAUCUACUGCACCACGCUAGUGAUGUACGGCAGGCCGACCGUCUUCACCUGCACGCUGAGGGUCUGGCUCCGGGAGGUCGGCUUCUGUCUUACAUAUGGAGCGCUUAUGCUCAAGACAUGGAGGAUAUCAAUGAUAUUCGAAGUGCGGUCAGCGAAAGCUGUGAAGAUAUCAGACAUGUACCUGCUGCGUCGUAUCGGUGUGAUAGUAGGCGUGGCGUGCGUGCUGCUCUCUAUACGGACGCUGGUAGCACCGCCCGCCGUCAUCGUAGGCCGCACCAGAGAAGACCUUAAAGCUUACUUAUGUAACACUGACUGGUGGGAUCAUUCCUUCACAACAUUGGAAGUGAUAUUUCUGAUGUGGGGCAUCCGGUUGUGCAUCAUGGUACGGAAAGCGCCUUCAGACUUCAACGAGAGUCGCUUCAUCUCGAUGGCCAUCUACAAUGAGUUCUUACUUUCUGGCUUCCUUAAUAUAUCUAUGUUGUUCUUGCAAUCUCCAGCGAAUCCGGAUUUACUCUACAUAAUAUUUUUCUGUCACACGCAACUGACAGUCACGUUACUCUUGCUGUUCAUAUUUGGAAGUAAGGCGUAUAUGGUGUUUAGAGGACACGGCAAGGACGACAAGGACAAGACAGGCAAGUUCCGAACCCGACCUGCUGACUCUACCUACACUAUGACAACAAACAACACACAUUUUUGUGACAAUAUGACUGAACGAGAAUUAGAGGAGGAAUUCAAAAAGCUGUGCAGUCAACUCGAUAGACUACGCGAGCGUUGCGGCUCCAGUUCUAAUAUUGCGAGAUGUAUCUCGGAGAUGCGAGAAGCUGCAAACCGCAAUGAACGCAGAGGUAACUGCGCCGAGCACUCAGCACCUUUAAGACUGAAUAACGUGUUCAACGCAGUUGCCGGCAGACUCAUGUGCAACGUCACCCCAGGGGAGGAGUCCAGUAGUAGUGGCAGGGAUAUAAUUUGUGAAGCACCACCUACUUGUAGACAAAGAGCCACACCAACUAAAAGCGGGGAAACUAGCAAUGCAGAACAAAGUCAAACUGACGUCACAACUGACUCGCCGAAAAAGAAAGACGACCAGGAACCCAAUGAGGAAACACAAAAUGGUGUUUUUAGAAUAUCCGGGGAAGCUAAUUGCAGCGAUGUUCGGCCACCAGACAUGUCUAACAUAAACGCACCGAGUACUAGUUCUGCGAACAGAAAUCUACCAAGUACUAGUACAGCUAGAAAUUUACCCAGUACUAGUAGGGACAGUAGAGAUAUACCAAGCACUAGUACGGCAUAUAUAGACGUGCCGAGCACUAGUACAGCCUAUAGAGACGUACCGAGCACUAGUACGUCAUACAGAGAUGAACCGAGCACUAGUACGGCAUAUAGAGAUGCACCGAGCACUAGUACAGCAUAUAGAGAUGAACCGAGCACUAGUACAGCAUAUAGAGUUGAACCGAGCACUAGUACAUCAUACAGAGAUGUACCGAGCACUAGCACGGCAUAUAGAGAUGAACCGAGCACUAGUACAUCAUACAGAGAUGUGCCGAGCACUAGCACGGCAUAUAGAGAUGAACCGAGCACUAGUACUUCAUACAGAGAUGUACCGAGCACUAGUGCGGCAAACAGCGAUGUGCCAAGCACUAAUAAAGCUAACAGAAAUGGACCAAGCUCUAGUACAGUCAACAGAAAUGAUCCAAGCACGAGUACAAAUAAUAAAAACAAUAGUACAAGUGAUAGAAGUGAAACGAGAACGAGUCCGAGUGCUUCAGAAUCAGUGAGAGGUGGUGUGAGAUCAGGACACGCUAGAACUCAUGCUAUAGUUAUUAAUUUAGAUGACAAAAGUCGUUUCACGGAAGAAGUGACAGUGUGA